AUGACAAUAGAUACUUUAAACUUGUUUGGAGAGAAUGUUACUGACACGGCUCAAAGUUAUGAUAUCAUUGGAGACACACAAUGUGAGAUGGAAAAUUACAAGUCAGCUGUAGAGUCAUAUCAACAUGCCCUUCAAAUCAGAUUAAAAGUGUAUGAGGAAGAUUAUUCUGACACAGUAAAAAGCUACGAAAAUAUUGAACUCGUACAAGUCGACGGCAUGAAAAAUGUUGUGAGCAUCAUUACACCAGAAGGAAAAAAGUUGCCAGAUUGGAUGAAAUGUUAA
Molecule: messenger RNA, 282 nt
Organism: Paramuricea clavata
Lineage: Eukaryota; Metazoa; Cnidaria; Anthozoa; Malacalcyonacea; Plexauridae
Source: the annotation of a GenBank genome assembly